This is a messenger RNA of Gongylonema pulchrum, 390 nucleotides long. The record is from the annotation of a GenBank genome assembly. Lineage: Eukaryota; Metazoa; Nematoda; Chromadorea; Rhabditida; Gongylonematidae.
UUGCAGAAUCUAUAUAGGCGAUCGACACUGGCCACAGCUGAUGAUAAACGUUUCGAUGAUUCGAGAGGACGCGGAGCUGGCGGCGGGCCAGGCGAGGCCGAGGCACGCGGAUCGUUGCCGAACUUAGCGGAACUUGAGGAAACCGGAGUACAUCUGCGGAGAGAAGAAGCGGCACGCCUGGCUUCACAUCAGCGUCAAGAGUUACAGCGCCUCCUGGAAGAGGAACAGUUACUGCGCAGCAAUCCUCUCCGAUAUCUAUUCCAUCCCGCCUUCAGGGCUUGGUUAAUACGUUGGAAAAUGCCGCUGAUGUUAUCGGUGGCAAACAUCUUCCUGUUGAUGGUCUUCUACAAUCUUCUCACUUACGAUAAGCGAACGCGUGAACGGCGAUAA